This is a messenger RNA of Macrosiphum euphorbiae (potato aphid), 522 nucleotides long. Lineage: Eukaryota; Metazoa; Arthropoda; Insecta; Hemiptera; Aphididae. The record is from the annotation of a GenBank genome assembly.
AUGAAUAUGAUUCAAGUAUAUACAAUGGUAAUACAAUCUAUUAGUGUUCUAAGUAAAGAAUCCAGAAAUUUUGAUAAUGUAGUAGAUAAUACAAAUUUGUUUAUUGACUGGGCAAAUGAUGAAUUUAUUAAAAAUAAUUUAGACUAUACGGUGGAAAAUUGUCUUCCGGAAAAAAGGAAUAAUAAAAAAAAAUUAAUGCCUGGUGAAAACACACAUGAUGAAACACCAGAAAAUUCCAUUUUUCGUUUUAAAACUCAAGUAUUUAAUGUGGUGUAUGAUCAGGUAGUAUCAAGUUUAAAUAAUCGUUUUAAAAGUCAUGGUGAUUUGUAUAAAGAAAGUUCACUUUUGGAUCCACGUUAUUUUAAGGAGAACUUGCCAGAGAAUAGCUUCAACUGGAUGAGUUCAAAACUACCAAAAUUCAAUUCAGAAAUCACUGUAUGUAAAUUACAUUCUGAGAUGCAAGAUUUUAUUAGAAAAUGGCCCAAACUUAAACUUAUUGUUGUGUCAAUUGAACUCCUUUGA